CGGAAAGUACAGUGAAUAGAAGAGAAGAGAAGAGAGGGUGACCGAUCGAUGAGUUGGUUUGUGAAAAGUGAUGGCCAUGGAUCAUCAAGACGAGGGCAAAUAGUGAGCUUGGAGAUGGAGGAGCAGAGAGGAGGAGGAGGAGAACAAGGUAUUUUUCUGACAUGGGAGGAUCUGAAGGUGACAGUGACGACCAAUGGGAAAGACAAGUCUAGGCCAAUCAUUGAAGGUCUCACUGGUUAUGCCAAGCCAGGACAGCUCUUAGCCAUUAUGGGUCCUUCUGGCUGUGGCAAGUCCACCCUCCUUGACGCCUUAGCAGGUAGGUUGUGUACAAGGGCACAGCAAACAGGAGAUAUCCUUAUCAAUGGCCGCAAACAAGGACUGGCUUAUGGAACAUCAGCAUAUCUGACGCAAGAUGAUGCAAUAUUCACAACCUUAACGGUGGGAGAAGCAGUGCACUACUCAGCUCAAUUGCAACUUCCUGAUUCAAUGACCAAGUCGGAGAAGAGGGAGAGAGCAGACUUCACAAUCAGAGAAAUGGGUUUACAAGACGCCAUUAACACAAGGAUUGGAGGUUGUGGAGGUUCUAAAGGAAUCAGUGGAGGCCAAAAGAGAAGGGUUAGCAUCUGUAUUGAGAUUCUCACACGGCCUAGCCUUCUGUUCCUUGAUGAACCAACCAGUGGACUUGACAGUGCAGCUUCUUAUUAUGUUAUGAGCAGAAUUGCAAGCUUGAAUCAGAAAGAUGGAAUUCAAAGGACUAUUAUUGCAGCAAUUCAUCAGCCUAGCAGUGAGGUUUUUGAGCUUUUUCAUAACCUUUGCCUUCUGUCUUCUGGUCAAGCUGUGUACUUUGGCCCUGCUUCUGCUGCAAAGGAGUUUUUUGCAUCAAAUGGUUUUCCUUGCCCUACUCUCAAGAGCCCCUCUGAUCAUUUUGUAAAGACUAUCAACAAUGAUUUUGAUAAGGAGGACCCAGAGCAAGGAUUAUCCGAAGGACUAACCACAGAAGAACCAGUUCAUAUUCUUGUGGAAUCAUACAAGUCAUCUGCAAUCAGUCACCAAGUUCAAGCAGAAGUAGUUACAACAAGAACAAGGAAUUCAAGUGCAGUGCAGAUGAAAAGCCAUGCCUCCUUCUUCAAGCAGUGCAUCAUUCUUACAAGAAGAUCAUUUUGGAAUAUGCAUCGCGAUUUAGGCUACUAUUGGUUGCGUCUAUUUAUCUAUGGUGGAUUGGCUAUAACUCUAGGCACUAUCUUCUACAAUGUUGGCUCAAGCAAAACAACUCAGGUAAGAGGCUCACUGCUCAUGUUUGUGGCCACAUUUCUGAGUUUCAUAACCAUUGCUGGGUUCGCUUCCCUUGUGGAGGACAUGAAGGUGUUUCAAAGAGAAAGACUAAAUGGGCAUUAUGGUGUUGCUGCAUACACAAUUGGACACACAUUAUCUUGCAUUCCAUUCUUGCUACUAAUGUCACUGAUUCCAGGAGCAAUAAUUUAUUACCUAACCGGACUUCAUAGUGGCUAUCAGCAUUUUCUCUACUUUGCUUCUGUGCUUUUCAUCUCAGUAAUGUUGGUUGAGAGCUGCAUGAUGAUUGUUGCAAGCAUGCUUCCAAAUUUCUUGAUGGGGAUGAUCACCGGUGCUGGAAUUCUGGGAUUAAUGAUGUUAACCGGUGGAUUCUAUCGCCUACCUGCGGAACUUCCUAAAUUCUUAUGGAGAUAUCCUUUUUACUACAUUUCAAUUCACAGGUAUGCAUGCCAUGGAUUGUUCAAGAAUGAGUUUGAAGGUCUGACAUUUACUAUCAGUCAAGAGGGGAGGCCUAGGAUCUUUAGUGGGGAAGAAAUGCUGAGAAAUUCAUGGCAGAUCGACGUGGAAAACUCGAAGUGGAUCGAUCUUUUGAUUCUGGUAGGAAUGGCAGUUCUGUACAGAAGUCUGUUCAUGGUUAUAGUCAAGAUCCUUGAGAAGGUGAAGCCUAUAGUUGCAUCCUUCAACUUCAAGUUUGGGAAUUAUUGGAUUCACAAGGCUGUUCUUGUAGAAGGCCAAUCAAGAACACAGUCUCAUUCAAGAUUUGUAGCAGACCAUCAUGGAGUGAACUUGCUUUAUCAUUGUGCAACUGAGCCUGAAGCUCAGAUGAAAACGAUUGAGGAGGGUUUUGUUGUUUGCAAGCCAUUUCUGUUGAAAUGGAUUUCAUCCAGGAUCUUAGUUUUAGUAACCAUAAUUUUGCAACCAAAAGAUGAUACUCCUGUAGCACCAGAUAAUAACUCUAAAGUUGUAGAACUACAAACCAGUCUAGACUUUAUUACUACAUUUGAGAACACGGGGAUCCAGCCAACAGAUAGAAGCAAAGGCACUCAGAGGGAGGAUGAGACGGUUUUCAUGACAUGGGAAGAUUUGUGGGUGACUGUUGGAAGCGGAAAGAAUAAAAAACCAAUAUUGCAGGGUCUGACUGGGUAUGCCAAGCCAGGACAGCUUUUGGCCAUAAUGGGUCCUUCAGGAUGCGGGAAAACCACACUCCUUGAUGCUUUGGCAGGAAGAUUAGAUUCAAACAUGCAGCAAACAGGGAAGAUUCUAAUCAAUGGAAACAGACAGGCACUAGCAUAUGGAACAUCAGCAUAUGUCACCCAAGAUGAUGCUAUGCUGUCAACUUUAACGGCCGGGGAAGCUUUAUAUUACUCAUGCCAGCUCCAACUUCCAGAUUCUAUGUCCAUUGAAGAGAAGAAGGAGAGAGCGGACUCUACACUCAGAGAAAUGGGUCUACAAGAUGCCAUCAACACCAGGAUUGGAGGGUGGACUUCAAGAGGCCUUAGCAGUGGACAAAAGAGAAGACUUAGCAUUUGCAUUGAGACUAUAACACGCCCGAAACUUCUCUUCCUUGAUGAACCAACUAGUGGUCUUGAUAGUGCAGCUUCUUAUUAUGUUAUGAGCAGAAUUGCCAGUCUAAACAUAAGGGAUGGCAUUGAAAGAACAAUUGUAGCAUCUAUCCAUCAGCCUAGCAGUGAAGUUUUUCAACUUUUCCACAAUCUCUGCCUUCUGUCUUCUGGUGAAACAGUAUAUUUUGGCCCUGCAUCUGAGGCAAAUGAGUUCUUCGCUUCAAAUGGUUUUCCUUGCCCAAGCCUCUACAAUCCUUCUGAUCAUUUCUUAAAGAUCAUAAACAAGGAUUUUGAGCAGGAUCCUGAAGAAGGCUUUGGUAAAAGAGUAACCACAGAAGAAGCGAUUAAUAUCCUUGUGGAGUCCUACAAGUCAUUUGAAAUUCGCCAACAAAUUCUGAAGGAAGUGGGAGAAAUAAGCGAAAGUGAUUCUGAUGCAUUUGGGAAAAAGAGAACCCAUGCUGCACUCGUUACUCAGUGCCUUGUUCUUAUAAGAAGAUCUUCCCUGCAUAUGUAUCGUGACAUAAGCAAUUACUGGUUACGUCUUGCUGUGUAUGUUGCAAUAGCUAUAAGUCUGGGUACCAUAUUCUAUAACGUGGGCUCAAGUAUUGAAUCUAUUCAGGCUAGAGGAUCGCUGCUCACAUUUUUUACUUCAGUCCUUACUUUCAUAACCCUUAUCGGUGGAUUCCCUCCAUUUUUAGAGGAAAUGAAGGUAUUUAAACGAGAGAGGUUGAAUGGACACUAUGGUGUUACUGCUUUUCUGAUUGGCAACACAUUAUCUGCUAUUCCAUACAUGCUACUGAUAUCUCUGAUACCUGGAGGAAUAGUUUAUUGCCUUUCUGGCCUGCACAAAGGACUUGAGCAAUUUUUGUACCUGACGUCUGUGUUGUUUGCCACUGUUAUGUCUGUUGAGAGCCUCAUGAUGGUUGUUGGGAGCUUCUUCCCUAAUUUCAUAAUGGGGAUGAUCAUUGUUGGUGGAAUUCAAGGAGUCAUGAUAUUACUUGGUGGUUUCUAUAGAUUGCCAAACGAUCUCCCCAAACCAUUUUGGAGAUACCCUUUAUAUUAUGCUUCAUUCCACAAGUAUGCCUUCCAAGGAUUGUUCAAGAAUGAGUUUGAAGGUUUAACAUUUCCCACUGAUCAUGAUGGAGGCAGCAAAACCACUAGUGGCAGAGAAAUUCUGACAAACACGUGGCAAGUGGAAAUGGGCUACUCUAAGUGGGUUGAUCUGGCAAUCCUGCUUGGAAUGAUUGUUCUAUAUCGGCUUCUGUUCUUGGCCAUCACUAAGACCAAGGAGAAUGCAAAGCCUAUGGUUGCAGCUAUCUGUUGUUCCCCAAGCAAAAUCAUGGUGACCCGAAGAAAUUAGCACAAGAAGACAUCCAAUGUCACAUUUUAAGGUAAAAAAACAAUAGGUUGGUCAGGGGUAGCGCACGUGUUUCUGUUUGAUUCUUCCUAAAUUAUGUAAGAUAUUGUUUGGACAUGUCAAAUUCCUACUGCAAGGGAGCAUACAACCAAGAACUCAUCAAGCAGUCACAAUUUGUAAUUAUUGAUAUGGGCAAAUUAAUUACAAGUCAAGACAAGUGUGUCAAAGAUAUCUGACA
This is a messenger RNA of Neltuma alba, 4447 nucleotides long. RefSeq lists its product as uncharacterized. The record is from RefSeq and is a predicted model, not a curated record. Lineage: Eukaryota; Viridiplantae; Streptophyta; Magnoliopsida; Fabales; Fabaceae. Gene Ontology annotation, molecular function: ATP binding; ABC-type transporter activity; ATP hydrolysis activity. The transcript is spliced from 18 exons. Gene Ontology annotation, cellular component: membrane. Bases 49 to 4212 code for a protein of 1387 amino acids.